This is a messenger RNA of Chara braunii, 3336 nucleotides long. NCBI's taxonomy places the organism in Eukaryota, Viridiplantae, Streptophyta, Charophyceae, Charales, Characeae. The record is from the annotation of a GenBank genome assembly.
UCUAGUGUAGACACUAUCUGUCCAACUAAUGAGUGGGUCAGAUCCUGUGGAUGAUAGAGCUGACAACGGGAGACUAACACGUGCACGGGCACUAAGGGUACCGCACGCGUUCCAGGCCUUGGAGCCGGGAGAAGAAAGAAGGAUACGUAGAGCCCGUGCGCUAGCAGCGGGGAUAGCAGAAGCAAAAAGAGCAGCAAGAGAGCAGGCAACAGCAGCCAGAGCAGCUGCGAUGGCUAACGGCGCAAGCUCUGCUGCGUCUUCAUCUGCGUCCUCGUCAGGGACUAAUGGGNCAAGAGAGCAGGCAACAGCAGCCAGAGCAGCUGCGAUGGCUAACGGCGCAAGCUCUGCUGCGUCUUCAUCUGCGUCCUCGUCAGGGACUAAUGGGAGCUCGUUGGGAAUGCCAACGAGUUCCACAAGUUCCUCAGGCACUUCCGGUUCCUCAGGUUCUAGACAGUCUUCUAGUCAAAUGGCAGGCUCGCAGUUCAGCCCCAUUACCGCACGAGAGCGGGAGCUCAAAGAGAUCCAACAGGUCGAGAGGCUACGCCCUAAGUUAGAGCAGGACCUGAAAGAGGCAACCGAUAGAGAAAAUGAAAUGAAAACUAGAGCAGCCAGGCUUGAAACUUUAGAGGCUGACAAGGCUGAACUAGAGGGCUUGGAUGAGGCAACAAUGAAUGCCCAGAUGAAAGUGUUGAAGAAGAAUGUGCUGUCGCUGCACGCGCAUGUGGACAGCAGAUUCGACUUCAUGCAAAGCACUCUAGACCAGAUCCUGGACGCUUUGACAAGGCCAGGAUACCGGUCACCAGCACAAUCGUCGUUGCCGUUAUCGGCGAUGUCAGGCCCCUUUCCGGUUCAAGCUGGCACACAGCCAAGUGGCACAUCUGCAGCAGCAACACAGACUGUUGCAUCUUCUUCUUCGGGUCCAGCGGUGGUUGCUACACCACCGCAACAGACUAGUCCUCCACAAGGACAGCCACAAGGAUUGAGUGUUUCCAUGGAUUUCAUGGACACUCUUGUGACCAGCAAGAGUGGUAAAAGGCACAUCUUCGUCAUCAUUGACCGAUUCACCAAGUACGCUAGACUAAUACCAAUGCCAGAGACAGCCAGGACAGAAUACAUCAUCAAGUUGUUAAAGGACAACUGGGUAAGGGACUUUGGAUUACCAAAGACCAUCAUUAGUGACCGAGAUGUCCGAUUUACAAGUGAGCUGUGGAAGAAGACUGCGGAACAGAUGGGCAGUCAACUUCAAAUGACUUCAGGGAAUCAUCCCGAAGCCAACGGACAGGCCGAACAAAUGAAUAGAGUUGUACAACACUUGCUGAGGCAUUACAUCAAGCCCAACCAGGAUGACUGGGAUGAGCAGUUACCUCUCAUCGCCAGCCUGUACAACAAUGCUAUACAUAGCAGUACCGGCGUUAGUCCUAACCAGCUGCACUUAGGAUGGAAGCCUAGAUCAGCAUUAGACUUCCUCCUACCCGAAAACCGACCUGUUGCAACUCCAGGCACUCUUGAAUACGGUGUGCAGUAUGAGAAGUUGCUGCAAGAGGCUGUUGAACAUAUGAAGAAGGCUCAGCAAGCCAUGAUUGCUUCUGAGAAUCAACAUCGUAGACAGUCUACAUUUCAGGUAGGGGAACGUGUCUGGGUGAAGGCUAGCAUAGAGCUUCCGGUGGAGAGUGGCAUGUCAUCACCUGAGAUGGAGCAGUGGUCUGUUUCUGCACCUGCACGAGAUGAGCUUUGUCGUCGGGACCUGAGCAGUAUGUUUGCAUCUGCAGCUGUUGAGAGCCAGGAGAUCAACGGACAGGAAAUGGUCGUAUCGCCAGAUCGCAAUUUUUGCAACGAAAGCACACCGCAGCCGCAGGAGGACGGAAAGUCGAUGUCCGCCAUCGUCCAGACACAGAAUAUCGAUGACGUUGCGCAGGCUUCUGCAGGCACGUCGAUCCCUCAAUCUCGUAGUGUGGAAUUUCUGGAGACCAUCUUCUCUCCAGUUUUCAAAGUGUUUGGUGGCGGCACGAUGACGUCUAGCAUGGCCUCGACAGUCCAGAGACAGGAGGUGGAGGGCGAAGGGCAGCGUGAUGAUGCGUCUACCACAUCCACGCUGGGUGAGGUUAAUCCGAAAGAGACCGGCAAGGGUAUCGGCAUCUGCUGUCGCACUGUGAUAGUCACAAAACAUUCGUCAGGGGCAGAGACUGGGGCAUCGCCCAUUGGUGUAGAGAAACAAGGCGGUGCUGUGGAAGGCACAGAUGUGACCAAGAAACAUGCAAAGGGUCGGCAUGAACAAGGACAGCCAGAGAAGAGCGGCAGCGAGAUUGUACAUGACGAUGGUGCCGAGAAACUAAUGGGUGAGGUGCUGCAUGACAGUGAGUUGGUGAAGAGUGGAGAGAGACUGGCACCUCAAAUGAAUCAGGAGAGAAGGGCAGCGGUUAGGGUGGGUGAAACAGGCACCCCAAAUGAAUGCAGGGAAGGCAUGUUGGGAAAAGCAGAGGCACAGGCAUCACUGCAAGUGACCUUGGAGGAUACUAUUGCGGAUGACGACGAGAUAAGGGGAGGGAAAGAUUGGCCUGCUGCGCCGGCAGAGGCAAUGGAAAUGAUGGGGGCAGAGGCAAUGGAAAUGAUGGGGACGGCGGCGAUGGUGGAGGCAAUGGAGGAGGGGCAAGCAAAACUGGCUGCCUGUGAGAAGGAUGGGGGCAAGGAAACAGACCAUCACGCCAUGGAGGAAGAGGCAUUUGCAGCCGUGCCUGGAAAAGAUGGCCCUGGGAAUGAGCAAUCUCCAGCUGUGGGUAGCGAAGGUGGCACUGGGAACAUACUCAUGCCUGUUGCAGGUUGUGCCGCCGAGGGAUGUAUGGAUGAUGACAGCAGCGAUCAAGGUGGAGCUGAAGAAGAAGAAGAAGGAGGUUUUCAUGACUUCAAUCCAUACUCGUUCAUCAAGCGACUGCCAAAACUCUCUGAUAUCGUAUCAGCGUGUCGUCCGCAUCUGCUCCCGAAGCAGACACGUAGAUCUCCUCCUAUCUCACUCGUACUGGAUUUGGAUGAAACCCUCGUUCAUUCUACCCUGGAGAUUUGCCCAGAUGCUGAAUUCUCUUUCCCUGUUCAUAUCAACAACCAACAUCAUACGUGCCGCCGCAGCAAGACAGAGGCAUACGUGCACAUCGUCGUUAAGUUGUGGAAAGCUCGGCGUUCUCCGGACCGAAGCAGUCCAGUCACGUACUGUGACAGCCAGUCCCAUAGACAUAAGCGUAUGCCGAUGUGUAUGCGACUAUGCGUAUGCGCAAUGCUUUAGGCAUUCUGGAAGACAUAAUCAUGUCAGCCAUUCUGGAACCACAGUAAAACUUGCUAAAAAGU